Molecule: messenger RNA, 546 nt
Organism: Dioszegia hungarica
Lineage: Eukaryota; Fungi; Basidiomycota; Tremellomycetes; Tremellales; Bulleribasidiaceae
Exons: 1
Coding region: 1-546 (181 amino acids)
Source: RefSeq, a predicted model, not a curated record
AUGUUCAAGGACAUGUUCGGCGGCGUCGCGGUCGGUCCCAAGGAAAUUCAUCUCCCCAUCGCUGGCCGCUACAUCGACCUCUUCAUCCGCGCUCUAUACCCCGAUCGCCCUCCUGUCAGGCACAACAUCAUCCAAACGAAGGAGACGAUCGAACUGCUCCUCCGGUACGACUGUAUCGUCCCUGCCCAACGCUUCCUCUAUCUGCAAUGCAAAUGGCUCGAGCGGAGCGAGCUCUACGAUGCCCUGGUCCUCGCCUCACGACUCGACCAUCUCCCCAGCGCCUGCCGUAUCAUACCUCUGGGGUACAAGUGGUAUCGGGACCAGCCGGGGGAGGGACUGCCUCUGUGUCCCAAUAGCGGGAAGCGGCCAUGGAGCGUCGAGGAUGCUGCGCGGCUGCAGCCUGGCUGGGUCUGGGCGUUGACUAUGGCGUCCAACACGUGCCAGAAGAGGUUGUCGGAAGAUAUGGAGCAGGCCAAGGAGGAAACGAGACGUCCGGCGUACUGGAGGAAUGUUCUUGGCGAGUUUAUGGCGAAUCUGGCGCAAUGA